Sinocyclocheilus anshuiensis is the source of this 821-nucleotide messenger RNA. RefSeq names its product hemoglobin subunit alpha-D-like. The coding region runs from base 290 to 715 and encodes 141 amino acids. NCBI's taxonomy places the organism in Eukaryota, Metazoa, Chordata, Actinopteri, Cypriniformes, Cyprinidae. Gene Ontology annotation, molecular function: organic acid binding; heme binding; oxygen carrier activity. The transcript is spliced from 3 exons. Gene Ontology annotation, cellular component: blood microparticle; hemoglobin complex; haptoglobin-hemoglobin complex. Gene Ontology annotation, biological process: oxygen transport; hydrogen peroxide catabolic process. The record is from RefSeq and is a predicted model, not a curated record.
CUGUCACGUGAUCGGGCUACCUCUCACUGGCCGCCCGGUGAGAUGAAGACAGCGACCGAGGGGAACUACAUUUCUGCCAACUGCUCUCUUCUAUGCUAUAUUUAUUACGUCGAGAUAGGCAGAGUUUGUGUUUAAUUAUGUGAUCGAAAAUAUAUGGCAAAGCUGCCGAACCGCAGUAUACCCGACGAAUUAUUCGCGUUGUUUAAAAACUCAAUAUAUAUUUAUUCACCUGUGUUUAGAUAGCCUAGUAGCCUAUACAUAUAUCUUACUUGUGCCACGCCGUCUUAUAAUGCUCUCGGACACCGAAAAAGAGUUGAUUGUACAGAUAUGGGACAAAAUGCUUCCAGUGGCAGAAGAAAUUGGAUCUGAGGCUCUUUUAAGGAUGUUAACAACGUUCCCCAAAACAAAGACAUACUUCGCUCAUCUAGAUAUCAGCCCCCGUUCAGAGCAUUUACGCUGCCACGGGAAGAAAAUCGUCCAGGCUUUAGCCGAGGGUGCGAGGAACAUAAGCACACUUACUACUACGUUGGCACCACUAAGCAGGUUCCAUGCCUAUCAACUGCGAAUACAUCCUACAAACUUCAAGCUUUUCAAUCAUUGCAUCCUUGUGACGUUGGCCUGCCAUAUCGGUGAAAACUUCACACCUGUUGCACACGCGGCGAUAGACAAGUUUCUUUCGGCAUUCUCAGCUGUUUUAGCCGAAAAGUUCCGAUGAAGACCCCUCCAAAGAAGAAUGGGAUGGUUCUGAGAACUCUAUCUUUAAUAAAUAAAUAGCCUAAUACAUGUUUUAUGUGUGUCUUUGUUGUUUGUCUGAAUGUAAU